AUGGCAUUUGGAAGUUGGGAACAAUCAUACAGUUACCUGCCUAUAUGGUUCACAACUGCUCAACACUUUGUACCAGGUACUAUAGUAAAAUACAAAACUUCAUCUUCAAUGGAGGAAGGUGAUGAUAACCCUCCUAGGGUGAUUCUUAACUGUGUAUUUUGGGCGUUUAAUCCAUGCAUUGAAGGCUUCAAAUAUUGCAAGCCACUUGUGCAAGUAGAUGAGACAUUUUUAACUGGCAAAUACCAGGGUACUUUGUUGACUGCCAUCAGACAAGAUGGUAGUAGGAACAAUUUUCCACUUGCUUUUGCAAUUGUUAAGAGCGAGACUAAAGAAGCUUGGAUGUGGUUCUUGCAUUAUUUGUGA
Molecule: messenger RNA, 363 nt
Organism: Glycine soja
Lineage: Eukaryota; Viridiplantae; Streptophyta; Magnoliopsida; Fabales; Fabaceae
Exons: 1
Coding region: 1-363 (120 amino acids)
Source: RefSeq, a predicted model, not a curated record